This is a messenger RNA of Carya illinoinensis, 925 nucleotides long. Its product is annotated as V-type proton ATPase subunit F. NCBI's taxonomy places the organism in Eukaryota, Viridiplantae, Streptophyta, Magnoliopsida, Fagales, Juglandaceae. Gene Ontology annotation, biological process: proton transmembrane transport. The coding region runs from base 316 to 708 and encodes 130 amino acids. Gene Ontology annotation, cellular component: membrane; proton-transporting V-type ATPase, V1 domain. Gene Ontology annotation, molecular function: proton-transporting ATPase activity, rotational mechanism. The transcript is spliced from 6 exons. The record is from RefSeq and is a predicted model, not a curated record.
GUCGGGUCUUCUCACUUCGGGUCACUUUAUGUAUUUGAACCCUCAAAUACAUAUGAUGCCGAUCGGGUUCUCUAAAUUCCCUCAUCCCCAUCUGUGAAAUCUCCUUCUUUUGAUCCGUUCUUACAGGGAAACGUUGGAAAAGAAAAUAAACUGCGGAAGUAAUGCUUUUAUGUCGUUUUGGUUUUUGGAUGGACGGACUUGUUCCAGCUAUUUGGGACUAAUGGCUUGAGUUUUUUACCCAUUCCGCCAUUUUAAACACAAAAUGAAGGAAAUAAAGAGAUGUAAACAUAAUUGUAUUGAAUUAUACAACUUUAAAUGGCGGGCAGAGCUCAAAUUCCCAAUAAAAGCUCAGCGCUUAUUGCGAUGAUUGCUGAUGAGGACACUGUAACUGGCUUUUUGCUGGCCGGUGUGGGAAAUGUCGACUUGCGGAGAAAGACAAACUAUCUUAUUGUUGAUUCAAAAACAACAGUCAAAGCAAUUGAAGAUGCAUUCAAAGAGUUCACUACAAAGGAGGAUAUUGCUAUUGUUUUAAUCAGCCAAUAUGUUGCAAAUAUGAUUAGGUUUCUGGUCGAUAGCUACAAUAAGCCCGUACCAGCUAUUUUGGAGAUCCCUUCCAAGGAUCAUCCUUAUGAUCCUGCUCAUGAUUCGGUUCUUUCACGUGUCAAGUAUCUCUUCUCUGCUGAAUCUGUGGCAUCAGGACGACGAUGAGUAUGUCUAUAAGUUCCGCUCUGCAGGAUGUGAACACAAAAAAUUUCUAGUUAAUGGCUACCUGUGCUCUGCUUUUGUGCACGCAACUGUAUGCCGUGCUUUGUAUUGAUUGAUUUAUCUGAAUACUUUAUGUUCUCUUUUUGUGUUCAAUAAUGAAUUAUUGAUGCGAUAUGAAUUCUGGUUAUGAUGAUUAAAGGGAAAAAUUGCCAUAUAAAAA